Messenger RNA from Cucurbita moschata (crookneck pumpkin), 2159 nucleotides. Its product is annotated as sulfate transporter 1.3-like. Gene Ontology annotation, molecular function: secondary active sulfate transmembrane transporter activity. Gene Ontology annotation, biological process: transmembrane transport. The coding region runs from base 104 to 2158 and encodes 684 amino acids. The record is from RefSeq and is a predicted model, not a curated record. Lineage: Eukaryota; Viridiplantae; Streptophyta; Magnoliopsida; Cucurbitales; Cucurbitaceae. Gene Ontology annotation, cellular component: membrane. The transcript has 13 exons.
AAACAGUGACAGAAGAACAAGGAUCUGUCAGAGACCAAACCAGAAACAUUCUGGAACUUCAAGAGUGUUGAAGAAGAAGACAGGUGAUAAUUUGAGAGUUAAAAUGAGGGGCGAAGAAGGGAAUUCAGCUGAAGAGAAUCUUGAAACAAAAGAGGGAACUCCAUCUUCAGAGGAUGAGAGAUACAUUCACAAAGUUUCAGUUCCACCAAAGCAGAAACUGUUCCAAGAAAUCAAAUCUGGAGUGAAAGAAACAUUCUUCCCUGAUGAUCCUCUCCGUUCAUUCAAGGAUCAAACAAAUCGCCGUAAAUUUAUCCUCGGAACCCGGGCCGUUUUCCCUAUACUUGAAUGGGGAAGAGAUUACAAUAUCUCCAAGUUUAGAGGAGAUGUCAUUGCUGGACUCACCAUUGCCAGUCUCUGCAUUCCUCAGGAUAUUGGGUAUGCAAAGCUUGCAAAUUUGCCUCCAGAGUAUGGAUUAUAUUCAAGUUUUGUUCCACCAUUAAUCUAUGCACUUAUGGGUAGCUCAAGAGAUAUAGCCAUUGGUCCAGUGGCUGUUGUUUCUCUCUUGUUGGGGGCAAUGCUUCAAGCCGAAAUCGAUUCGGCUACGAACGCAGAAGAAUACAGACGGCUGAUUUUUACAGCUACAUUCUUUGCAGGGAUCACACAAGCCACCUUAGGAGUUCUAAGGUUGGGAUUCCUAAUUGACUUCUUGUCCCAUGCUGCUAUUGUUGGCUUCAUGGGGGGAGCUGCCAUCACCAUUGCUCUCCAACAACUCAAAGGCUUUCUUGGCAUAAAGAAUUUCACAAAGAAAACGGAUAUUAUCUCGGUUAUGCAGUCGGUAUUCGGCACGAUGCAACACGGAUGGAACUGGCAGACAAUAGUGAUUGCUGCAACCUUCUUAUGCUUUCUUCUAUUUGCAAAAUUCACUGGGAAGAGGAACAAGAAGCUGUUCUGGGUGCCUGCUAUUGCUCCACUCAUAUCUGUUGUUCUGUCUACCCUUUUGGUUUACCUUACUCGUGCUGAUAAGCAAGGGGUUGCAAUUGUGAAACACAUAAAGAGAGGAAUCAAUCCCCCAUCUGUGAAAGAAUUGUAUUUCUCAGGUCAAUACCUUCUAAAAGGGCUUAAGAUCGGUGUCGUGGCGGGUAUGGUAGCAUUGACGGAAGCCGUAGCGAUCGGAAGAACGUUCGCUGCAAUGAAAGACUAUCAAAUUGAUGGGAACAAGGAAAUGGUAGCAAUGGGAGUCAUGAAUGUUGUUGGUUCAAUGACUUCCUGCUAUGUAGCAACAGGUGAGAAAGAAAGAAAGAAACAAACAAAAGACAAUGUAUUAGAACAAGAACCUCAUUGUCAAAUGAUUGUGUCCCUAUCAUUGGCUGCAGGUUCAUUCUCUCGAUCAGCCGUAAACUACAUGGCUGGCUGCCAAACUGCAGUAUCCAACAUUGUGAUGUCCCUUGUAGUAGUCCUAACUCUGGCAUUCAUCACUCCACUUUUCAAAUAUACUCCAAAUGCAAUCCUAUCUGCUAUCAUUAUAAAUGCUGUGAUCAACCUGGUUGACUUGCAUGCAGCGAAGUUGAUAUGGAAGAUUGAUAAAUUUGAUUUUGUUGCUUGUAUGGGAGCCUUCCUCGGUGUCAUCUUUUUCUCUGUAGAGAUGGGGCUUCUAAUUGCGGUAUCCAUUUCCUUCGCCAAAAUCCUUCUACAAGUUACCAGACCACGGACUGCACUUCUUGGAAAGAUCCCAAGGACAACCGUUUAUAGAAACAUACAUCAAUAUCCCGAAGCAACCAAAGUUCCUGGCGUUUUGAUUGUGAGAGUUGAUUCAGCCAUUUACUUUUCCAACUCAAAUUACAUCAAGGAAAGGAUAUUGAGAUGGCUAGUUGAUGAGGAAGAAUUAACAAAAGAGUCCUACCAGAACAAAAUCCAGUUUCUAAUAGUUGAAAUGUCACCUGUUACUGACAUAGACACAAGUGGCAUACAUGCUUUGGAAGAGCUAAAUGGAAGUCUCAAGAAACGAGAAAUACAGCUGAUUCUAGCCAAUCCAGGGCCCGUGGUGAUCCACAAGCUUCACGCAUCAGAGUUUGCAGAUUUGAUAGGACAAGACCAUAUCUUUCUCACAGUAGCAGAUGCAGUAUCAUCGUGCAGUCCUAAGAUAAUGAACGAUGUUUGAC